AGUGCGACCGGGUUCUCCCUCCGUGAUCGUCUCAUCCAGGGAGAGAGAGAGAGCAGUAAUGGCGGCCGGAUAGAUCCACAUAGAAACACCGAGUCCGCAAUCAGCCGCUCUCACCGCCGCCCUCCGUGGGCAGCCAGCCUCACAUAUCGCGGCGGAGCCAGCGUGACAGACACGGAGCGGAGACACGGGCUUCAGGGGGUACGGGAAUCCUUCAGCGGACCGUUACUGCCCGGGACUUUCCUUCUACUUUUCUAAAAAAAAAAAAAAAAAAAAAACAUGGACGAGCAUCCCGGCGGAGGAGGGGUCGGAGCAGGAACCCCGAGACAGCCUCCGCCGCCUCAGCAGCAGCAGCAGCAGCAGGGGAGCAACAGCAGCGCUAACCAGCCGAUCGGAGGAGUCAUGGUGCCGCACCAACCGGACGAGCUGCCCCGGCCGCAGCAGCAGUACACCAUCCCCGGCAUCCUGCACUACAUCCAGCACGAGUGGGCCCGGUUCGAGAUGGAGCGGGCGCACUGGGAAGUGGAGAGGGCCGAGCUCCAGGCGAGGAUAGCGUUCCUGCAGGGUGAGAGGAAAGGUCAGGAGAACCUGAAGAACGACCUGGUUAGAAGAAUAAAAAUGUUAGAAUACGCUUUAAAACAGGAAAGAGCAAAAUAUCACAAGUUAAAAUACGGGACAGAGUUAAACCAAGGAGAGAUGAAAAUGCCAAGCUUUGAAUCAGACACCAAAGACUCUGAGGUCUCUGCUGUUCCUGCCAACAGUCAGCUCACCUGGAAACAAGGAAGACAACUACUCAGACAGUACCUGCAGGAGGUGGGAUACACAGACACUAUCCUGGACGUUCGUACUCAGCGGGUGCGCUCUCUGCUCGGCCUGUCGGGCUCCGAGCAGAAUGGAUCUGUGGAGAACAAGAACCUGCAGCACCUGAUCAACGGCACAGAGCGCCGCAAGGACGCCAAGAGGAGUCCAGGUGACGUUCUGGAGACCUUUAACUUCCUGGAGAACGCAGAGGACAGCGACGAAGAGGAGGAUGAGGAGGGAGACCUGAUGGACGACAUCACCACAGACAAACACCACAGAGCCAAGAAACACAAAACCAAGGUUGGGAACGAGGGUUUGGCGUCCGAGGAUGACGCAGACACGGAGGAGGCUCUGAAGGAGUUUGACUUCCUGGUGACAGCGGAGGACGGAGAGGGAGCCGGUGAAGCUCGGAGCUCCGGAGACGGGACAGAGUGGGCGGAGCCUCUUCCGUUUCCUCCUGGCGGUGGGAAGUCCUUCCUGUUGGGGGGAUCAGACGACGUAUUGGAGAGCGUGCUGGGUUUAGGCGACCUCGCCGACCUCACCGUCACCAACGACGAAACAGACUACAGCUACGACCUGCCGUCCAAUAAGGAGUCUUCAUUCAGGAAGACAUGGAACCCAAAGUACACGCUGCGGAGCCACUUUGAUGGCGUGCGAGCGCUGGCCUUCCACCCCGUCGAGCCCUGCCUGGUCACCGUGUCCGAGGACCACACCCUCAAACUGUGGAACCUCACCAAGACCGUCCCUGCCAAAAAAAGUGCCUCCUUUGACGUGGAACCCAUCUACACAUUCAGAGCUCACGUCGGUCCAGUGUUGUCGUUGACGAUGACCUCUAGUGGUGAACAGUGUUUCAGCGGCGGCAUCGACUCGACCAUCCAAUGGUGGAACAUCCCGAGCUCCAACGUCGACCCCUAUGAUACUUACGAUGCCAGCGUUUUGGCGGGGUCGUGGCUUGGUCACACAGAUGCCGUGUGGGGAUUGGCUUAUAGCGGCAUCAAGAACCGCCUUCUGUCCUGCUCGGCCGAUGGAACGGUGAAACUGUGGAACCCGACGGACAAGAACCCCUGCAUCAGCACUUUCAACACAGACAAAGAGCACGGCAUCCCCACGUCGGUGGACUUUAAUGGCUGUGACCCCGCCCACAUGGUGGCAUCGUUUAAUAGCGGAGAUGUGGUGGUGUACGACCUGGAGACAUCCCAGAAUGCACUGGUGCUAAAGGGGCAGGGAGAAAGCACCCUCCCGGGCUCGAAUCAUAUCAAUAAGGUGGUAAGUCAUCCCACGUUGCCGGUCACCAUCACGGCUCACGAAGACCGCAACAUCAAAUUCUACGAUAACAAGUCAGGUAAAGUGAUCCAUGCCAUGGUGGCACACCUGGACGCAGUGACCAGUCUGGCUGUGGAUCCAAACGGGAUUUACCUGAUGUCGGGCAGUCAUGACUGCUCCCUGCGUCUGUGGAAUCUCGACAGUAAAACGUGUGUUCAGGAGAUCACGGCUCACAGGAAGAAGAGCGAGGAGGCGAUCUACGACGUGGCCUUCCACCCCUCCAAGGCCUACAUCGCCUCCGCUGGAGCUGACGCCCUCGCCAGGGUCUACGUGUAAACGAGGAAGAGAAGAAGAAGAGGAGGAGGAGGACAACUAGGCAAGAGACACAUAGAGAGAGAGAGGGAGAGAGAGACGGGCUGAAGAAUCAGGUCUGUUCAGCUCUCUGAACACAGAAAAUACUCGGGACGGAGGAGACGACUGAACACACACACACACACUCUCUCUCUCUCAUUCACACACAAACUCAUACAAACACGCAUACACACUCUCUCUCAUACACACACACUCUGGGACUGAAGACAGUGAGGGAUGUUCAGCAGCACAAACGUUGUGAAAACGUUGUUUAAAGGUUGACACUGAGUAGCUCACCUGCCCUGUGAUGUCAUUGCCCUCCAAGUCCUGAUGCGGCUCAGAUGACUUUUCAUUAAGUCCCGCCCCCUCCUCUUCCUUCAUUUUAACACUAAUCUGACCUCCUGACCCCGCAGACAGAGGGCGCUCUAACAGGAAACAUCCUCAACAAUCAGCUGCUUUAGUUUCUGUGUUCAGUAGUUUUCUUCUUCUGUUGUCUCGUCCAAAUGUUUCCAGCUGCCUCAGGUUCAGGUCCAGUGUUUGGCGACUCAAAGGGCGAGAGCGUUGUUGUUGUUUUACCUCUGACAUUCAGUAAAACAGGAAACUCUUCAUGUUAAAGUCACACUGAGACGUCACCGUGUGAACCGCUCAAACAUCUGUGCUGCGUGUGCGCUGAUCUUUGAUCGCUGAUCUCUUGUCUGAUGAGAAUCUCUUAUGAAUGUGGAGCAGAAAUGUCGCCUCAAACCCCCGGGGUAGUCUGUGUCCUCUCCCUGCAUCCAGGUCCUCCUCAGACCGCUUGAAAGUCGGUCCUUCUUCUUUGUCGUAUUCGUGCGUUUUCAGUCGUUACGUGCGAACAACACGGGUGCUAAAAAGUAGCGUUGUCACGAUCCACAGUUUUAAACGUCGAUAUGAUUCUCGUAAAACUCCAACGACAUCGAUACCUGUUUUAAUAUAACGGAGUGUGUCUGCAGUUUUUGAAUGGUCAGUUUGAAUAAGAACUGAAACUAGGAAGCGGUCUUCCUCCUACAUUACUCAAAUUUACAGGGUGUACAUGAAUGCAGCAUUACUUCUGUGGGAUUCAGUUGACAUUAACUUUAAACAGAACUUCAGAACGGAUAAGGGUCGUCAUGAUAUCAGAAUUUUAAACUUCUAGUAACCAUCAUGAUCAAUGAUAUCGAUACCUGUUUGUUACCACGGCAACAGCAAUGGAAGUCCAAUACCUGGUCAUCUCUUGGUUUUAAUGACCAAUAAUUGCAGACAAUCUCCUGCACACUGACACGUUUGAACGUAUACCGCUAGCCGACGUAUUGGUGCAGUUUAGACUGUUCUCUCUCUCGCUCUCUCUCUCUGUCUCUCUCUCUCUCUCUCUCUCUCUCUCUCUCUCUCUCUCUCUCUCUCUCUCUCUCGGCGUGACAUUUUUUAAAGCUUUGGUACAUUUUUCGAUACUAUCGAUUAUAAAAAUAUCAGAUUGUAUCAUUUUAAAAACAUAUUACAUCGUGAAUACUUCUUGCUGAACGUCCUCUCUCCUCACUCUCCUCUCUUCACGAGUUCAAAACGACGUGUAAGGAGGUGCUUCGAUGUUUAGAGGGAACAGCUGAUCUGAGGCAGUCGAUUGAAACGCUCUGAACAGAACAACAGAAGAAGAAGAGGACGGUUGUCGACCUCAAGCUGCAGCAGAGUCAGAGAAGAGUUGAGCUGCUUUUAAGACAGAACAGAACUUGUGAUGUUUUUAACCCAACGUGUUUCUGUUUUUAGUUUCUUAAAGUUUUCAUGAAAAAAAGAUCGGAUUCUUUUUUACGUGUUUUUUAAAAUGAUCUGGAGUUUGAUUCGCCACGUCGGGUUAAAAAUCAUGUUCCUGUUUUUUUCCUCUCUGAGCUGCCAGCUGAUUGGACAUCUCUCAAGUUUCUGAGGAUUGGUUAAUUCAUCCCCCAACCUCAGUGGGCCAAUCAGAGCUCAACGUUUACCAGGCGGCGAGUCGGGGGCGUUCAGCGUUACUGUAGUUCCACAUGGACGUUUUCUGUUUGUGUAAAAUAAAUCUAGUUUUUAUAAUCGUUUUUAUAAAUGUGGAGACGGAUUCUGGUCCCUCAUUCCCUACCAGUCCCGCCAUCAUGGCGCUCACAGGCGACGCCCACCUACUUCCUGUAUCCACGUAUUCAUCUGACACUCAAGGAUGGAGUCUGGUUUCCUGCGAGGAACUCUGGGUUCAGGUUCUGGACUGCGUUGAGGAUUUGAUGUUACGUAAACAUCAGAGGAGAGAGGAGGAGCAGCCGAGGAGACUCGGCCGAGGAGGAAGACGCUGCUCUGAUAGACAUCUUUCUGUCAGGGUUAGAGUUGUCAUGGUAACUUAAUUUAUAAAGUUUCCUAUGAUUCCAGUUAAAAUCAAACAAUAUUAUUACCUUUUUGUUAGCACGGCAACCAAAUCAAAAGUCCAUGAGACCUGGUAUUCAGUAAUUUAUUGAUUUAAAUCAUUAAAAUUUGGACAAACUUCUGCACACUAACUUCGGCAACUGUUCAGUACCAAAACAUUGCCAACGUGCUCACUCUCUCUCUUUGUUACAAACAUGGCUGACGGUUUGUAGUUUUCUUAAAGUGUCGUUCCUCUUUGAUUCUCUUGAUCAUUAAGAUAACUGUUAUAUCGUUAUAAAAACGUGUGCAAUCAAAACAUGUUGAAGUCAUGAAUAUUCUGACGACCUUUGUCCGUGUUUCUCCUGCUUAACGCUUUUCUACGUAAUCAAUAAUAAAUAAAAUCGGCUGGAUUCACUUUCAGAUCUGAUUU
Labrus bergylta (ballan wrasse) is the source of this 5185-nucleotide messenger RNA. RefSeq names its product striatin, calmodulin binding protein 3 (gene strn3). Gene Ontology annotation, cellular component: dendrite. Gene Ontology annotation, molecular function: armadillo repeat domain binding; protein-containing complex binding; calmodulin binding. The record is from RefSeq and is a predicted model, not a curated record. Lineage: Eukaryota; Metazoa; Chordata; Actinopteri; Labriformes; Labridae.